This is a messenger RNA of Ruditapes philippinarum (Manila clam), 2436 nucleotides long. RefSeq names its product cilia- and flagella-associated protein 91-like. The transcript is spliced from 13 exons. The coding region runs from base 109 to 2346 and encodes 745 amino acids. Lineage: Eukaryota; Metazoa; Mollusca; Bivalvia; Venerida; Veneridae. The record is from RefSeq and is a predicted model, not a curated record.
ACAACAUAUCAACGUCGGCCAUAUUGGAUUUAACAAAAUGGAGUUGUUUUGACAUUCUUACAAAUACAUAGUGUUUUUUCCCCAGUUUGAGCGCAAUAUAAUUUGACAAUGGCCACGCAAACACAAACAUUGCGGAAGGCACCCGUUCAGAUGUCAAGAACGCAUGAUUAUCUUUACGAUAAUCUUCAUGUUCUUGCCAGUGAACGAGACCAUGCCAGAGCCACAUUUAAAGCCCAUACAAGUACAGACAGGGUUAAAAGGGUACCGGUCUACAAAACUAUGUUCAGUGAACUGCGACAUCAUCCACGAUUUCAAAUGCGUCUUGAUGUAACUGAUCCAGUCCCAAAGUUUAUUUCACGUCAAUGGAGAGGAUAUGCUGAUCAGCACAGAGAACAGGUUCUUCGUUACACAACUUUCAAUUAUGAUCCCAGUGUACAAGUUCCAUCUAAGGAAUAUUCCACUGCAAAUGUUCGUGGAAAUGACAGAUAUAAGUUUUUCAGGAGGCCCAUCAUUCCAUUCCUUCAACAAGUGCCUCCAGAAGUUUUAUUGGCUACCACAAGACAUGAUCCUUUAGCUGGGCCCGAGAUGGGUAUGGAAAGGCCUCCAACCCCUUUGACACGAACGGUGGAAAUCCAGACAGACUACAGGGAUUCAGAGGCUCAGACUGACCCUUACACUCCAGAAUAUGUUGUUAGACCAGGAUCUGCCCCAGAACUUCUUACUCUGGCUACACUUUCAUAUGGUCGAGGUUUGCCAGCUGGUUUGGCUGAGGUUGAGAUGAUUGAACGUGCACGAGCCAAACGUGCGUGGGAGGCAACAUUACCACCAUUAAACGAUGUAUCACAGCUUGAGAAGCGUAAGAAAAUGAUGGAUGAAAUGGAGAGGAAAGAAUGGGCGCUAAGAGAAUCCGAAAUAGAAAAAUUACAAGAGGCAAGAUUGGAAGUUCUAAAACAACUUUUAAAACAAAGAGAGGAAAAUCAUCAAGAAUUAAACAUCAAAAGAUUGGACAAAUUAUGGUCAAAGAAACAGAGAGAAAAGGAGGGGAAGAUAAAGAAGAUCCGAAAUGAACAUAUCAAAACAAUAAGAAAGCUCACUGAAAAGAGGAGAAAAGUUGAAGGAAAACUUGAACGUAGAGAUGUCAUCACCGACUUCUCUAAUUUUGGCUCACAAUCGUACGCCCCUCUCACCCGUGUUGGCAUCUUCAUUGACCGAGGCUCGGAGCAGUUUGUUGUAAAGAGCCGUCACUUAAACACCUACCAGGGCCUGAUGGAACUGGAGGCUUCCUUACCAGAUUUUGUCACACAGCCAAGAAUUAAGGCUCCUAGACCUAAGACUGUCACCAAGACAGGUUUUGUGAAACGUAAAUACAGACAAGAAGUUGAAUUGAUGGACAUGCAUAACACAUUGAAGGAGGAGAAGUUGAAGGGACAAGAGGAGCCUAAGCCAUUGAGAUUCCUCCAGAAGAUUGAGAAACCUAUACCGCGACCACCAACACCGACUGUUGAAGUACCCUCUGAAGAGGAAGAAGAGAGAGAACUGGGCGUGAUCUUCUUACAACAGGUGAUACGUGGUCGAGCCAUCCAAAAUAUGAUGUAUGAAGGAAAGGAGAAGCGUAUGGAGUUGAUACGAGAGUUGAGAAGCACACAUGCGUUACAGGAAGCCGAGCAGACAAUGAAGAAACAAGAGAAACAGGCGACACUUGCUCUACAGAGACAGAGAAGACUUCAUGAACAUCAGGAAUCUAUGGUUGAUGAAGCAUUGGCGAAGGUUGAAGGUGAAAGCCUCGGUGACAUGUUUGAUUUCCUCAGCAAGGAGCUCAUCAGACUUCAGGAGGAGCGCAGGAUUCACGCCUUCUCUAUGCUGGCUGAGAGACAGAGGAGAAUCCGUGAGGCCGAGGAAAGUGGACGUAGACAGGUGGAAGAGAGGAGGCGUAGAGAAGAAGAUGAAAUAUUUAAACAGGUUGUCAAUGUACAUCAGAGUACUGUCGACAGCUAUCUUGAGAAUAUUGUACUUGACUCAAUAGACAACACUGCAGAUGCCCAGGCUAGGUUCGAGGUCUCAGAACUGGCUACAAAGAUCAAUGAUAUUGCCUAUGAUAUGGAAGACAAGCGUACCCAACUCGAGUCAGAGGAGAUUGUUGCUGAUCUUGUACACUGUUUCCUGAUACCAGAAGUUAAAAAAUCUACAGUAAGAGAAAAAAUAAAACGUGACCAGAGGAAAUUCUUGCUAGCUGCUCACAAGGAAAUUCAUAAAGACAGUGAGGAAGUGAUAGCCAUGCACCCACGAGCCCCAAAAACUGCCCCAACCUCAAGUACAACAGGCACCCCUGAUUCUCCUAAGCAGUGAUAAUAAUAUAUAUUUAAUAAAAGACAAUUUAAUCCCGAAUUGUAUAAUAGACAAACCUUUUUUUCCUUGAAAUAAAAAUAGUAAAACAUC